AUGGCUAGAAGUUGUUAUGUGGGGGCUCUGAAAUCUGGAGGGACCGGGGGGCAAGUUCUCCCAAUUGAGGACUUGGAUGUCCGAGAGGAAGAGGAAAGGAAAGGAAAGCCAGCUGAGGACUUGGUUCCCUUCUCCCUAUAUCCAGAUGAGCCCGAGAAGGUGACCUAUGUAGGGGCGUCGCUCCCCGAGGAUAUGAAAUCCGAAUUUGUGAAAUUCUUGAGGAACAACCGGGAUGUGUUUGCUUGGACCGCAGCCGAUAUGCCAGGGAUUGAUCCCCUCUUUAUGACACACACGCUUAACGUAAGCCCAGAUAGAAAACCCGUGAAACAAAAGAAGAGAAGUUUUGCCCCUGAGAGGCAGGAAGCCAUAAAACAGGAGGUCGAUAAGCUUUUGGAAGCAGGUUUUAUAGAGGAAAUCCAAUUCACAGAAUGGCUAGCCAACCCAGUCAUGGUCAAGAAAGCUAAUGGAAAGUGGAGGAUGUGUGUAGACUUCACAGAUUUGAAUGAUGCUUGUCCUAAGGACUGUUUUCCUCUCCCAAGAAUAGAUACUCUGAUCGAUGCUACAGCUGGGCACGAGAUGUUGAGCUUUAUGGAUGGCUUUAGUGGAUACAACCAGAUCCGAAUGAAUAAGGACGACAUUCCUAAGGUAUCAUUCAUCACUGACUUUGCCAAGUGUGCCUUUGGAGUUGGGUCUGGAAAAUUUUUGGGUCUGAUGGUCUCAAAACGUGGGAUUGAGGCCAACCCCGACAAGAUAAAGGCCAUCCUUGAUAUGGAGCCGCCUAAGUCUAUAAAGGAUGUUCAAAAGCUAACAGGAAGAAUCGCGGCACUAGGACGUUUCAUCUCGAAGUCCGGGGAUAAGUGCUUGCCCUUCUUUAAGGCUUUGAAGAAAGUUAAAGAUUUUGAAUGGACAAGUGAGAGCCAAGAGGCCUUUGAGCAGUUGAAGAAGUAUAUGGCAGAGCCACCACUCUUAUCAAAGCCCGUGGAUGGAGAAACAUUAUAUGUCUACUUGGCUGUCUCUGAGAAAGCACUGAGUGCGGUCUUGGUUCGUGAGGAUCGAAAAAUCCAGAAACCCGUCUACUAUGUUAGGCUGGUGCUCCGAAGCCCGGAUGGCUUCACGGUCGAGUACGCGAUCAAGUUAGACUUUCCAACUACCAACAAUGAAGCUGAGUAUGAGGCCCUUAUAGCUGGAUUGGGAUUGGCGAGAACCCUGAGGGUUAAAAACCUGAAAGUAUGUGGGGACUCAAGACUUGUGGUGUCACAAUUUAAUGGAGAAUUUGAGGCACGAGAAGAAACAAUGCUGAAAUACUUAAGGAUUGUGAAAGCCCAGAUGACGCAAUUUAAAGAAUGUUUGGUAGAACAUAUACCUAGGGAAGAGAAUACAAAGGCUGAUGCCUUAUCCCAAUUUGCAUCCUCAGAGAAUGAGUGUUUAAGGCCGGAUGAGGCCCGGGAAGCCUUGAAAGAGGUCCAUGAAGGAAUCUGUGGCCAGCACCUAGGCGGGAGAGCCUUGGCUCACAAAAUUACUCGCCUUGGGUUCUUUUGGCCAAAUGUGCUGAAGGAUGCGAAGGAUUAUGUUAAGAGAUGCGAUCGUUGUCAGAGAUUUGCACCUGUUGUGCGCCAGCCCCCAGAUAUGCUGACAUCCAUUAAUUCCCCGAUUCCCUUUGCUAUGUGGGGGAUGGACAUCCUAGGGCCGUUUCCACUCGCCAGUGCUCAAAGGAAGUUUUUGAUAGUGGCUAUUGACUACUUUACCAAGUGGAUUGAGGCCAAACCCCUGGCCAAGAUAACCACCAAGCAAGUUGCUCAGUUCUUUUGGGAAAACGUCAUAUGCAGGUAUGGCAUACCCCGAGUCUUGGUUACUGACAAUGGAGCCCAGUUCAACAAUCCAGAGUUUGUGGGAUACUGUAACGUUUAUAGCAUUGAGCUACGAUUCACUUCGGUUGCCCAUCCUCAAGCCAAUGGGCAAGCUGAAGUAGCCAACAGGAUAAUCCUUGAUGGGCUAAAGAAAAGAGUCGAGAAAGCGCAUGGGUCUUGGGCUGAAGAGAUUCUCCCUAUACUAUGGGCAUAUCGAACAACCUGCAAGGUCUCCACAGGAGCAACCCCGUUCCAGUUAGCUUACGGGGCUGAAGCCGUGGUGCCACUUGAGAUAACUCAUACCUCCCCCAGGGUCCAGCAGUAUGAGCCCGAAGCCAAUGAGGAAGGAAUGAGACUCGCACUCGACAUGAUCGAUGAGGUCCGUGAUGAGGCUAACGCCAAGAUCGUUGAGAGCCAAAAACGAGCUUCCUAUUACUAUAAUCUCCGAGUCAAGGAACGAUUCUUCAGAAAAGGGGAUUUAGUCCUAAGGAAAGCUGAGGCCUCAGGAGUUGGUCCCAAGGGAAAGAUGGCCCCAAACUGGGAAGGUCCGUAUCAGGUGAAGGAUGUUAUUGGUCGCGGCUCGUACAAGCUUCAGACCCUGGAUGGAGUUGAGUUUCCAAGGAGUUGGCAUGCCACCAACUUGAAGAUUUAUUAUAUUUGA
Messenger RNA from Daucus carota subsp. sativus, 2508 nucleotides. RefSeq lists its product as uncharacterized. Gene Ontology annotation, molecular function: RNA-DNA hybrid ribonuclease activity; nucleic acid binding. NCBI's taxonomy places the organism in Eukaryota, Viridiplantae, Streptophyta, Magnoliopsida, Apiales, Apiaceae. The transcript is spliced from 4 exons. The record is from RefSeq and is a predicted model, not a curated record. Gene Ontology annotation, biological process: DNA integration. Bases 1 to 2508 code for a protein of 835 amino acids.